GAGUUCCUAUCCUCCACAGCCUCUUGUUGAAAGAAAAAUGAAGGCAUUUGCUGCAAUUCUCAUUUUGCUGGGAGUCUUCUGGACUCAAACUUCUGCUUUGGAGAGUUAUCUCCUGCCAGCACCUAACAAUGAGUAUGUCACCGGGUCUAUGACCAUUGACAACAAGAAGAACUAUGCUGAUGUCCAUGUCCGAUCUGGCUUGUACUCCUCUGACACCAUUUUUGACUACCAGCACGGAUAUAUUGCAACAAGGCUGUUUUCACGAAAUGCUUGCUUUAUCAUGAAAAUUGAUGAGGCUUCCAUCCCCGAGCUGCAAGAGAUUGGACGCCAGGCUUUUGAGAGACAGACUAUGAAGAAAAUUUAUUCUCCAAGAGUGAUGUGGGUACAGUUUCAAUCUGGUAAUGCCAUGUUUGGGAGUAUCAGAGAGUGGCUUCGCUAUGGUAGACCCAUUGAGCAACUCUGCAAGGGUCUCCCUCUCUACAAGCUUACAAAGAGUGAACCACUGACUAAUUCCAAUAGCUGUGCCAGUGCAGGAAUUCCAUCCAUCUUGGGCAUUAAUAUCUGUGAAAGACUCAGAGAGAACUACUGAUCUGGACAGUCCUGCAUGGAAAUGGCUCAUUUCUCUAUGUGCUUUUCUGAUGGUACACAUGUUCUUAAACUGGAAGAAAACAAAAUCAAUUUACCUGUCCUAAGCUUUGAAACAUAUGCUCUACAAAUAAAGAUAAUGUAGUAAUUCAAAUGCUUUGUCUUCUUUCUUCAUUUGAAAGUGGAACACAAAUAAACAAGGACUUCCUAGAGGUUUUCCUCC
This is a messenger RNA of Gallus gallus (chicken), 808 nucleotides long. RefSeq names its product gastrokine 2 (gene GKN2). The record is from RefSeq and is a predicted model, not a curated record. The transcript has 6 exons. Lineage: Eukaryota; Metazoa; Chordata; Aves; Galliformes; Phasianidae. Gene Ontology annotation, biological process: regulation of cell population proliferation. Bases 38 to 589 code for a protein of 183 amino acids.